ACGACACGAGUGGGAAGCAGGUAUCCUCCCAUCCAUAGCUUUCUUUAGCACGUUUACUUUCAAUUUCAGUCAUACCUUUUGUCGGACUCUGGCUCAACGUUUUUUUAUUACCAGGAGCUCUGUUUGCUCACAAGACUAACGGGACAUAAUGUUUUCUCUCUGUUACGCAUUUCUCGCUGUUUCUUUGCUGAACUCUCUGCACGACUUCCAUGUGUCCAGCUGUGAUGAAAAAUGUGCAGAUAAACCUGUAUUCACUCCAUCCAGACUGGUAGUGAAGUUUGGUGACCCAACCUCUGCCACGUGCUUGGCUUGUCAGCAUACUUGCCCAAACGAUUUAUAUGGUUUGGAAAACUCUAUGGGGAACGCUACAAAAAAUGGAACCACGAUUUCAUGGGAGGUUGACAGCCUGACUGAAUGGGAUACAUCUCCCAUGUGCUAUUAUACUGAUAAUGAUGAUAACCAGUGUUGUAGCACCCUGCCUGUAACCGUCUAUCAGCCUCCAAAAAAUGUCAGUUUCAGCUUCCUAAAUCACGCUGGGCCGAUGACUGCGGGUCAUCUGUACACACUGCAGUGUCACGUCCAGGAAGUUGCUCCUGUUGGUAACCUCAAUGUGACCUUCUACAGAGGACAGACAGAACUGCACAGACUACAGUCCAACAACACAGAAAAGACACCAGUGAAUGAGACCUUCACUCUGGAUAUCACCCCUAGUAAAGAGGAUGAUGGAGGACAGUACUGGUGUGAAGCCAAGCUAGACCUGGGACCUGAAGGACCACAGACUCCUCCAGUGGUGGAGUCAGGAAAACUCACAGCAACAGUCUACUAUGAGCCUCAGCUAAAGGAGUCAUCACAUCCAGAUCUGAUCACUAUCACAGAAGGAGACCGUCUACAACUGAACUGCUCUGCUGUGGGAAACCCCAGCCCCUCCUACAACUGGAUGCUCCCAUCAGCCAGUGGUUCCCCCUUCAGUGGUGACAUUCUCACUAUAGAGUCUGUAACUUUGGAGCACAAGGGGCAGUACACCUGUUCUGUCCACAACAACAUCGGUACUGUCACUGUGAAGUUUAACGUGGAUGUCAAAGAUGAAAACUGUGCAGAUAAACCUGUAUUCACUCCAUCCAGACUGGUAGUGAAGUUUGGUGACCCAACCUCUGCCAAGUGCUUGGUUUGUCAGCAUACUUGCCCAAACGAGGUAUUUGGUUUGGAAAACUCUGUGGGGAACGCUACAAAAAAUGGAACCACGAUUUCAUGGGAGGUUGACAGCCUGACUGAAUGGGAUAUAGAUGCUAUUCAGUGCUAUUAUGCUGAUAAUGCUGAUAACCAGUGUUGUAGCACCCUGCCUAUAACCGUCUAUCAGCCUCCAAAAAAUGUCAGUUUCAGCUUCCUAAAUCACGCUGGGUCGAUGACUGCGGGUCAUCAGUACACACUGCAGUGUAACGUCCAGGAAGUUGCUCCUGUUGGUAAACUCAAUGUGAUCUUCUACAGAGGACAGACAGAACUGCACAGACUACAGUCCAACAACACAGAAAAGACACCAGUGACUGAGACCUUCACUCUGGAUAUCACCCCUAGUAAAGAAGAUGAUGGAGGACAGUACUGGUGUGAAGCCAAGCUAGACCUGGGACCUGAAGGACCACAGACUCCUCCAGUGGUGGAGUCAGGAAAACUCACAGCAACAGUCUACUAUGAGCCUCAGCUAAAGGGGUCAACACAUCCAGAUUUGAUCACCCUCACAGAAGGAGACCGUCUACAACUGAACUGCUCUGCUGUGGGAAACCCCAGCCCCUCCUACAACUGGACGCUCCCAUCAGCCAGUGGUUCCCCCUUCAGUGGUGACAUUCUCACUAUAGAGUCUGUAACUUCUGUGGAUGAAGGACAGUACAUCUGUUCUGUCCACAACACUUUGGGGACUGUUCCUAUGAAGUUUAACGUGGUUGUCCAAGGUUUGCAGUUAACCACAGCCACACCGAACAGGAGUACCAGCAGCCUACUGAUUCACAGGUUUACUAUGUGUCUCAUGCUGUUAUUCUUUGCUCUGGUUUGAGUUAAUUCCAGGGGAUUUUAAGAGGCAGUUUGUUUUUAGAACAACUUCAUGUUAUAAAUUGAUUCAAAAGAAUAUAGUUGGGCAAUAAAAGGUAUUUUAUACAUGUCCUUUAUAUCUAACAUCUGAUGUCAACACAACUUGUUUAGCUAAUACGCAAUGAGAAGGGGCUGUAAGAAUGCUUACUUUUUACAAUUAUCCUGGUGUUUAAGUAGUAAAGGGCUUUACCUUAUAUGUGAGCAAUGUUUAAAGGGGACAUAUAAUGGUUUUUGUGAUUUUCUGUUAUUUUUACACUGUUUCAGACAGGGGAUGAACU
Messenger RNA from Thunnus maccoyii (southern bluefin tuna), 2357 nucleotides. RefSeq names its product immunoglobulin superfamily member 10-like. The transcript has 8 exons. Bases 149 to 2044 code for a protein of 631 amino acids. Gene Ontology annotation, molecular function: integrin binding. The record is from RefSeq and is a predicted model, not a curated record. Gene Ontology annotation, biological process: cell adhesion. Lineage: Eukaryota; Metazoa; Chordata; Actinopteri; Scombriformes; Scombridae.